AAGAAUCUUAUCUCUACAUACAGUAGAUGUUAUCAAUAUGAAGAACAACAUAUUAGUAUUGUUCAUUAUACAUCUCGUUUCUACUGGAGACUGUGCAACAUCUAACUGUGCUUUUAGUGGAUCGUGCCUGUACAAUAUAAAUGUACAUCAUUGUGACGGAAGUGCGAAAAGGUCGUUAAUCAGUACCGGAAAUCGUCGUAGCUGUCCAUGUAGUGAUGUCAUUUCAGUUCGAAAUGAAUUUCAGAAUGUAUCUACCUGGGUGAAAACCAUCAAUAGUACUUUCCAAGCCGUGCAAGUUGACUUAACGGGGGUGAAAGCCGAGCUGAACGAGAAGUCAGUGGAACUUACAGCCACUCGCGAAAGAAAUAUAAAAGACAAUGCAACAAUUUCCAAGUAUGUUUUGGACAUGCAGAGCACGGAGAAUGCAAUCACAACAGAAAGACAGAACUGGUUUAAAGAGAGGGAACGUCUGCGGAAUGAACUUCAUAAAGUUAGCAGGGAAUCUCAGAUUUGUGGACAGGUGUCUGUCUCCUCAGCUACGUCACAACAAGGUUCAUCCACCUCUGCAUCAACUGUCUUUUUCUGUGACUUUGAAACAUCAAAUCAGUGUGGAUUUCUCCAGGAUCAUUCAGAUGAUCUAGACUGGUCUUAUGGCCAUGGGACGCAGUCAUCAAGAACAGGACCAAAGCAGGACCACACCUACGGAAAUCCACAUGGACAUUACAUGUUUCUGGAUGCUUACAACCAUGCUACAAGACACUCGCAUGCAACAACCUCCACAACCAGAAUUAUCUCCCCUGAACUCCCGUCUUCUCAUGGAUAUUGUAUCUUGUUCUGGUACAAUCUUCAUGGGGACGAUGUGAAAGAACUGAAUGUAUACGCCAAGAUCCAUGGAGGUCUAGGAUAUCCGGUAUUUUCUCAUAAAGGCGGUCUCGAUCAGGAGUGGCAUCUCGGAAAAAUUUAUUUAGACUCGGAAUACACGGUCUCUUCUCUCAAUUUGGUCUUUGAGGCCAAAACAGACAGCUACAAGCUGUAUCACUACAGUUCCGGAUACACCUACCAUAACAGGAAUGGCGAUAUAGCAAUAGACGAUAUCUACGUCUUCAACUCUACCUGCAAGAGCAUUCCUAAGUACCCAUCAAACUCCCAUACAAGGGUGACGGCUAACACCACAAGUUAUUAUACAUUCCAUACAACACCCAGUACGUGGUAUGAGGCACAGGUUACCUGUAGACAGGAAAAUCCUUACUCUCACCUGGUCUCUGUCAGAUCCAAAGAAGAACAAGACUUCAUCGUCAAAAUCAUCAAACAAACUGAAGAUUUGACUGCUGCCGCAAGCAAUGGUUUCUACACAAGUGGGACCGAUGACAGAUCCGAGGGUAUAUUUGAAUGGACGGACACCGGAACUCCAUAUCCAAUUACCUAUAGCAACUGGCAAUCUGGGCAACCAAAUAACGUGGGAAGUAAUCAGGACUGUCUUCUGUUGCAGUAUCCUGACAACGAUUGGACCUGGGGAGACGUCAACUGUUCAGAAAAGCAUCCGUUUAUUUGUGAAAUAAAUAAAACUCUGCCUUAA
Molecule: messenger RNA, 1576 nt
Organism: Saccostrea echinata
Lineage: Eukaryota; Metazoa; Mollusca; Bivalvia; Ostreida; Ostreidae
Product: MAM and LDL-receptor class A domain-containing protein 1-like
Exons: 7
Coding region: 38-1576 (512 amino acids)
Cellular component (GO): membrane
Source: RefSeq, a predicted model, not a curated record